AUGUCGUUCGGCUCUUAUAUCGUUUCAGGUGUUACCUCCUUUGUGGUGGUGACCGUCUCCCUCUUUGCAGUCGGCCAGAAAGUGCCUCGCGCUGCUUUCGCUGCACGGUGUCUUGCAUCCUACGGAUCUCUCCUCGUUUGUGCCGCAUACGGCGUGGUCGCCUCGAUUUGUCUGCGCUUAGCUGGAUAUGGCCGCAUUUCGCAAUGGGCAACAGGUCGCAGCUUCAAGUGGAUGAUGCAGUUGACGACUGGUGUCAAGUUUGAGGUUGUCGAAGGCGCAGAAUACCUCACCACUCGCCCGGCCGUCUUCAUUGGCAACCACCAGACCGAGCUGGAUGUCUUGAUGCUUGGCUCUGUCUUCCCUCCAUACUGCAGCGUCACUGCCAAGAAAUCCUUGCGAAACAUUCCCUUCCUGGGCUGGUUCAUGUCUCUGUCUCGCACUGUCUUCAUUGACCGUGCCAACCGGGAGACAGCCCUCAAGGCUUUCGAUGGUGCCGCCGCCGAGAUGCGCGACCAUCGCCAGAGUGUCUUCAUCUUCGCCGAGGGCACGCGGAGCUACUCCGAUGAACCUACUCUUCUGCCUUUCAAGAAGGGUGCUUUCCAUCUCGCUGUCAAGGCCGGUGUGCCCAUUGUGCCCAUUGUGACGGAGAACUAUUCGCACGUGAUGUCGCCUCGUGCCUUGCGAUUCAACGCUGGUACAAUCAAAAUUAAAGUUCUGCCUCCCAUCCAGACUCAGGAUUUGACAUCGACCGAUGUAGACCAGUUGACCCAAUCUACACGGGAUUCCAUGCUCAAGACUCUUGCGACAAUGUCCCACACACAGAAGAAUGAGGCUGACGCUUCUUGCACUAACGGUGUCUCUAGCGCCGUCGAGAUCUAA
Molecule: messenger RNA, 879 nt
Organism: Penicillium paradoxum
Lineage: Eukaryota; Fungi; Ascomycota; Eurotiomycetes; Eurotiales; Aspergillaceae
Product: 1-acylglycerol-3-phosphate O-acyltransferase SLC1
Exons: 2
Coding region: 1-879 (292 amino acids)
Biological process (GO): phosphatidic acid biosynthetic process
Cellular component (GO): endoplasmic reticulum; membrane
Molecular function (GO): 1-acylglycerol-3-phosphate O-acyltransferase activity
Source: RefSeq, a predicted model, not a curated record